Molecule: messenger RNA, 2615 nt
Organism: Coccomyxa subellipsoidea C-169
Lineage: Eukaryota; Viridiplantae; Chlorophyta; Trebouxiophyceae; Coccomyxaceae
Product: long-chain acyl-CoA synthetase 7
Exons: 11
Coding region: 96-2093 (665 amino acids)
Biological process (GO): fatty acid metabolic process
Cellular component (GO): membrane; endoplasmic reticulum
Molecular function (GO): long-chain fatty acid-CoA ligase activity
Source: RefSeq, a predicted model, not a curated record
GUGUGAAAUUUUAAGAUUGUUUUUUUGGGCCAUGGAAUCUGACAAAGCUUAAUCAAGCGUUUAGCAAAGUCGAGGGCUAGGGGAAGAUAUCACGAAUGGACUCUCUCCAAUACAGCGUGGCUUUGCCAGAGCGCCUGACAUCAACUGGGCCAUGGCUAGUGCACAGGUCGGCUACAUCCCCAGAGCAGCUCGUGGAUAGCUUUCCACCUCCAGAUGAUCACAUCAGGACGCUGCAUGACAAUUAUGAGCACAGCUUUGCGACCUUCCCAAAGGUGCCCUAUCUCGGGCAGAGGAUGGUAGACGAGAAGGGCAAGGCGGGCCCCUACCACUGGAUGACAUACUCAGAGGUGGCCAAGGCGCGCACAGACAUCGGCUCUGGGCUGCUGCACUUUGGCCUCAGCAGCGGAUGCACCAUGGGGCUCUACUCCGUCAACUGCAGAGACUGGGUGCUUGUGGAGGCGGCCUGCGUGUCGUACUCCAUCGUGACGGUGCCGCUGUAUGACACGCUGGGGCCGGACGCGGUACGCUACAUCAGCAACCACGCGGAGCUGCGCGCUGUGGCGUGCUCCGUCGCGCUGCUGCCCAUCCUGCUGCAGAACCAGCAAGCCUGCCCCUCCAUCUCCCUUGUGGUGGUGUUUGGGCUGAGGAAGGGGCAGCGGCUGCCGCGGGUGGCGCCGGGGCUUAAGGCGCGCGUGGUCACGCUGGAGGCGGUGGCGGCGGCUGGCCGGGAGCAUCCGCGCGCGCACAUCUUGCCACAGCCGGCCGACACGGCGACGCUGUGCUACACCAGCGGCACUACGGGCAUCCCCAAGGGCGCCAUCCUGUCGCACGCCAACCUCAUCGCCGACGCCGCCGGAUCCAACAGCCUCCUCAACGCCCAGCCCGGCGACCGGCACAUCUCGUACCUGCCGCUGGCGCACAUCUACGAGCGCGUCACCCUCGUGGGCGUCACUCACGGCGGCGUCUCCAUCGGCUUCUACAGAGGGGAUGUGGCAGAGCUGCUGGAGGACGUGCUGGAGCUGCGACCGACGAUAUUCACGAGCGUGCCGCGGCUGUGGAACCGCAUCUACGACCGCGUCAUGGGCACCAUCCGCGCGGGCAACCCCGUCGCGCGCCGCCUCUUCGCGGCCGCCUACGCCUCCAAGAAGGCCGCCCUGCAGGCGGGCGACCUCUCCGGCGGCCGCUUUGGGCCCUUCUGGGACCGCCUCGUCUUCUCCAAAAUCAAGGCUCGCCUGGGUGGUGAGGUGAGGAUAAUGACGACGGGGGCGUCGCCGAUCAGCGCGGAGGUGAUCGACUUCAUGCGCAUCUGCUUCGGGGCGACGGUGAUUGAGGGCUACGGCAUGACUGAGACGGCGUGCACCAUUUCCAUGACGCUGCCCGAGGACACCUCGUCCGGCCACGUGGGCGGGCCGCUGCCCUGCUGCGAGGUCAAGCUGGAAGACAUCCCCGAGAUGGGCUACACCAACGGAGACCGGCCCUGCCCCCGCGGAGAGAUCUGCGUGCGUGGGCCAACGGUGUUCCAGGGGUACUACAAGGACGAGGCGCAGACGCGGGAGAUCCUGGACGCGGACGGCUGGCUGCACACGGGCGACAUCGGCCUCUGGCUGCCAGGCGGCCGCCUCAAGAUCAUCGACCGCAAGAAGAACAUCUUCAAGCUCGCCCAGGGGGAGUACAUAGCGCCGGAGAAGAUAGAGAACGUGUACAUGCGCUCGCCGUUUGUGGCGCAAGCAUUCGUAUAUGGGGACAGCCUGCAGGCGCACCUGGUGGCCGUGAUAGUGCCCGACCCGGACACACUGCUGCCCUGGGCGGCCGCGCGGGGCCUGCCGCAGGACCUCAACCGCCUGGUCGCCGACCCCACCAUCACCACCGCCGUCUUCAACUCCAUCCUGGAGGAGGGCCGCACCUCCAAGCUGCGCGGCUUCGAGCAGGUGGCUGCAAUAACGCUGGUGGCAGAGCAGUUCAGCGUUGAGAACAACUUGCUCACGCCCACGUUCAAGCUGAAGCGGCCGCAGGCCAAGGCUGCCUUCCAGGAAGCCAUUGAAAGGAUGUACGCGAAAACGGCAGCCUCUUCCCAUCAGGCCUUUGAGGGUUGAAUUUUUUGGUUAGGAUUAGGAGAGUUCUGUUGUAGUGGUCUAGGAGUAGUGGGUUUGUCAACAAUCGUUGAAGCUCAGAAGACAGUCCUCUUGGACGAAGGUGGGGCCUAGGAUUAGGAUCACAUGCACAAUGUACAAAUUUUAGUUGUUAGCCCCUUUCACUUGGUGUCGAUACCUGGUGAAUUUGUCUUUUUCGCGAAUGGCCCAAUCCUGGUGACAUCACCUGUGUGUCUCUGUCCGCAGCAGCUACUGUGCUUGUUUGAAUUGUACGAUACUUCCUUGACACUGAGCGAGGUUCUGUGGCCCUGAAAUCAUGGAUCUGAUUGUGUACAGCUGUGAGAUCUUGCACGCUCAGCAGGCUGCUUUAUAGCAACUCUAGCUCGUUUUACAAUAUUGCCCUCUCUGCAGAAUUCUGUAAGUGCUUGCUUAGGCCGUGAACUCGAGCUCGUGAUGUGCACUUGACCCAAGAGGCAUGUGCUGUAGCUACCUAGGCUAGGACUUUCAUGAAGAAACUUUUCAAGC